GCUGACAUCCGGAGACUUGCACGUUUUCUCCUCUACUCUCAGCCUUCGUUCCUCCCUCUUUCCCUCUCCUUCUCUUCCUCAUACUCGCUCGAAGCUCUUGACUCCGUCAUAUACUGCUGUUCCCUCAAAGCAGGGAAUAAGGACGGGGCAGAAGCAGUAUUGGAUUGAUUUGCCCGCGGUGCAGAACGUCAACAGUCCACGCCUGGAUGUGUGUUUGACUUGAAGGUUAAAGAGAGGUUGCUAUGCCAACAGAGCUUGGCUCUGAGUCACAGGUGAAGAAGGCAGCCGAAGAGUCCUCCUGGCAGAAGGGGGCAGCAACAGGCAUGCAGGACUCGGCUUUAGACGCGAAGAUGGCCAAACAGGACCAGGACUCCAAACUGAUCGACGACCACAGGGAAAUAGACGACGUGUCAGAAAAGACCACCCCAAACAAGACCCCCAAGUCCCCCCAGAAGACUUCCAAACGGCCAAAGACUGUUCCCUUCAAGGUCACCCUACUGGACACCUCUGACUAUGAGGCAGGGAUUGAGAAGCACUGCAGAGGACAGGCCUUGCUGGACAUGGUGUGUGAGCACCUCAACCUGCUGGAGAAGGACUACUUUGGCCUGAUGUACAGCGAUGCAGAAAGCCAAAAGAAUUGGUUGGACCCCUCCAAGGAGAUCAAGAAGCAGAUGCGCACUGCUCCCUGGCACUUUGCCUUCUCUGUCAAGUUCUACCCUCCAGACCCCUCCCAGUUGACAGAGGACAUCACCAGGUACUACCUGUGUCUUCAGCUGAGAGAUGACAUGUUGUCAGGCCGUCUGCCCUGCUCCUUCGUGACCCACGCCCUGCUGGGUUCCUACGCCGUGCAGGCCGAGCUGGGAGACUAUGACACCGAUGACCACGGUCCCGACUACGUCAGCGACUUCCGCUUCGCACCCAAUCAGACGCGAGAGCUGGAGGAGAGGGUCAUGGAGCUCCAUCGUAAUUACAGGGGUAUGACGCCAGCUGACGCAGAAAUCAACUUCCUAGAAAAUGCUAAGAAGCUAUCCAUGUAUGGGGUGGAUCUCCAUCAUGCCAAGGAUUCAGAAGGGAUUGACAUCAUGCUGGGCGUAUGUGCCAACGGCCUCCUGAUAUACCGCGACCGCCUGAGGAUCAACCGCUUCGCCUGGCCAAAGAUUCUCAAGAUAUCCUACAAGAGGAGUAACUUCUAUAUCAAGAUCCGGCCCGGAGAGUACGAGCAGUUUGAGAGCACUAUUGGCUUCAAGCUUCCAAACCACCGGGCGGCUAAGAGACUGUGGAAGGUCUGCAUCGAGCACCACACCUUCUUCAGGUUAGUGUCUCCAGAGCCUCCUCCUAAGGGCUUCUUGGUGAUGGGCUCUAAGUUUCGAUACAGUGGCCGAACCCAGGCCCAGACACGGCAGGCCAGCGCUCUCAUAGACCGGCCCGCGCCACACUUUGAACGCUCCACCAGCAAGAGGUACCUGCUGUCCCGCAGUCUGGACGGAGCAGAAUUCUCCCGGCCAGUGUCGGCCAUGUGUGAAAACCAGGAUGGUCUGUCCCAGCACAGUGGCAGUGAACACCCCCACCUCCACAGCCCCUCUGGGGACGAACAGGAGACAGAACUGGAACCACCCAGUUUGGAGCAGGACCAAGAGGAGGAUCAGGAUGAGGAACAGGAUCUAGAGGAAUACCACGACCAAGAGGAGGAUCAGGAUGAGGAACAGGAUCUAGAGGAAUACCACGACCAAGAGGAGGAUGAGGAUGGUGUCCCCACCCCCAGCAAGAAGAAGGAGAUCAAGGAGGAUGCUGGGUCCCCACUUGACAAUAUACAGGAGUUGGACCAGGAGACAACCCUUCGACACAAGGAGUUUUUGGAUAAGUCAGAGGAUGUCUUACUGAAGCACCAGGCCAGUAUCAAUGAGCUGAAGAGAGCCCUGAGGGAGCCCAACAGCAAGCUGAUGAACCGUGAGAAGCGUCUGUCAGGGACGUCACCUGGCGGAACACCCGAGAAGAAAGCUGCGGUGGGCAAGGAAGUAGUAAACAGCUUCUCUGUAGACGGCUUCGUCCAGAAGACUGUGGUGACUUCCCCAGAGGGCUCUGAGGAGUGGGUAUUGAUUGAGAAACAAAAUACUCACCAACACGACUAUAACUGGAAGGUAGAAGAACAGAACGAAGCUUCCACCUCGCCUCCCCCAUUUUUCCCUGAUUCCUCUUGGGAAAGAAAGAAAGAAUUGGAAAAAGACAUAGAAGUGGCCAAGAUGAUUCAUAUUGAGGUUACAGGGGAGGAUGGGCAAGAAAUGAUAACAGAUAUUGAUAACUUUCCAUUGUCCAAAGCCACAAGGGAAGCCCAGGAUGAAUGUUCUGAACCGCGGUUGACUAGCAACAGCCGGUUCGUGGUGGAAUUAGCUGAAACCACAGAAUCUUCUGAAGAGGAUUCACAGUGGAAAGUACCUCCAGCAGAACACACUGGUGCAAAGAAUGACAUAUUCCCAGUGUCAGACCCAGUCUCAAACCAAGCCCCAGCCCCAGUCCCAUUCCGAGACUCUAAGAAGGAUCAUCAACCCAACAGACACAGAAAAAAGAAGAGACCUAAUAGUUUAAACCUGGGAUUGUCAACAGAAUUCAUCUAUGAGAAAGAGGGCGAUGUUUCAAACGCUGAAGAAGACAACGGGGGAUCAGACUGGGAGGAUAGUCCAACAGAGAAGACAAAGGUGGGACAAAUAGAUCACCCUGUGUCCAGAGAGGAGCCAGACGACCAGUGUUGGGUGACGAGUCCACUGAUGAAAGAUGAUGAGAGAUCACCAGAGGCAAAAUGGAAGGAGACAGUGGUGUCUGCAUAUGAAGAUAAGAAGAAGGAGCACAAUACAUCAAUAGGAGAAGACAAGGCGACUCAGGGAAGUGUUGUGGAUGAUCCUGCAGUGUGUGAUGGAAGAGACCAGGUUAAGCACUUCAUCACUGAGGUCCAGCCAGCAGAUGAAGGGCUGAGCUCUGUCAAUGGUCCUGGGAAAACAGAAUGUGAUAGUUUAGCAGAACAGGUUAGAGAACCGGUUAAAGGGUUUCAUCUCACAGAGAGGUGCAUGACUGACAAUAGAGAACACAUAGAAGAGGUCAAGUUGAGGGAGGUCAAGACACACAAGAGACAAGCCAGUAACUCUGGGGGGGAGGAAGUGGAAGGCCUCACAUCAGAGGUCAGGGGUCAGAGAAGGUCUUUACAGACACUAUCAGGCAGCAGUCAGUCAGAAAUAACCAGGAUCGUUCCGCUCAAACCUGAAAGAUCAAAGAGCUUAGCAUGCAAAGAUGAGCAGGACAGAGAGAGUCAGGAGUCAGAGUCUGAGCUGAGUGGUGUUUUUAGAAGAGAGUACAGAUGGUCAGGGGGUUCAUCAGAGGGACCUUCAGACAUCAACUGGAACAACGAGUCCACCUUCUAUCAAACACCCACCCUGCCUACGUCAUUCAUCUCAACCGACGUUAGUCCAGCAAGACGGACCCACUCCCCGACUACCACACAUAGAGACACCCCACAGGAACAGGGCAGCUUCUGGGGUCUGGAAGGCUUGGCAAGAGUUGAGGCUAAAACUGAAGAGCUGGUUCAGCAACAGAGCAGAGCUGACCGUGAUGAUCACUUUCAGACGUCAUUCAUCUCAACCAAUGCUAGUCCAGCAAGACGGACCCACUCCCCGACUACCACACAUAGAGACACCCCACAGGAACAGGGCAGCUUCUGGGGUCUGGAAGGCUUGGCAAGAGUCGAGGCUAAAACUGAAGAGCUGAUUCAUCAACAGAGCAGUGCUGCCUGUGAUGAUCCCUUUCAGGCUGCUAGAGAAGCCAUAGAGAGUCAUCAGUUUCUCAGCUUCAAGGUUUCAGCCUCAGCGCUCCCCAGGACAGUUCCUCCUGCCCCUCCAGUUAAAACACAGAAGGCCAGAGAGUCUGGACUCAUACUCCGGAACAUCAACCGCAAUAUUAGCAGGGAGCCUGGCCUGGAUGCAACCAAGAAGAGACACUCGGAGCCACUCUCCACUCCUGUCAUCUAUGAAGAUACAGUAGAUGAUGCCAAGAGGGAACCCUGGGAGAGGAGGCCUCGGCCGGGCUCCACCUCGGAGGACCACGAACGUGACACUGUGGUCUGCAUGAAAGAGACCCACCUGGGCAUCGAGAGGAAGUGCUCCAGCAUGACGGUCAGCUCCACGUCCAGCCUGGAGGCUGAGGUGGACUUCACCGUCAUCAUGGACCUCCAUACGGGCGUGGAGGAGUUCUCCAAGAGCAUGUCUAAGCUGGGGGAAGGGCUGCCCGAGGUGGGCCAGGACGACUUUGAGGAGACCUCCAGGUUCUAUUCAGCCCGUCUCAUGGUCUCUCAUGACAUGUCCCCCGUAGACGAGAUGCCUCCUGUGCACAAUGAGCCCCCAGUAGCCAGGAAAGACCCCAGUGCUGUUAGCGCUGCCCAGAUGCUGAGGGAGGCCGACGCCAAGAUGGAGACACACACCAAUGGGUCAGAGGUCACCAGCACCAACAUCAUGGACAUUUCAGAGCAGCAAAUGGAGACUGACAUCAACUGUAAUGACACUAAGGUCUCCAGCAGCACUGACGUGGCUCAGCCACCAGAGGGAGUCCUGAACCAGAACCAGGGAGUUGGCAGUAGGAAGGAGGCUCCUCUCCCUAGUAAAGAAAAUUGCUCCCCUGUAAUGUUUGAAGCAGCUGUGCUUAUAAUGAAAGUGACCCUUCUUCCUCCUAAUGACAAUGCUGCAGGUGAAGGCAGGCACCCUGGGGAGAGAGGCUGUAGAGUCCCCCUGAAUGUCACCACUGACAACAUCACAACUCAAGUUACCAAGACAGUGAAAGGUGGCUACUCCGAGACCAGGAUUGAAAAAAGGAUCAUCAUCACAGGAGAUGAUGACGUGGACCAACAUCAGGCCCUUGCGAUGGCGAUACAGGAGGCCAAGCAGCAACACCCUGACAUGCUGGUGACAAAAGCAGUGGUUGUCAGGGAAACAGAGUCUCCCACUGAGGAGCAACAUAGGACAUCUGAGUCCUGAUCGCUCAGUGGUUGCUGGGAGUGGGGACAGGAAAUUACUUGAUCCUCCCGUCAUCUCCAUGACCCCCCCACGGCAACGCCGCAAGAGGGCUACAGCAACCUGCCCACAAUGUAUACUACAAUACAACAGACCGACCACGCUCCCAGAAACAAACCCUGUCUCCUCUACAACACAAUAUGCCUCUUCUCCUGUCCCUUUAACCAAAACCGACUGUGACGCAGCCUCUGACCCACGCUCAACCCCCCCAACCCCCAACCCCUCUUCCUCUGGGAAAUUCCCUUUUCCCUGGGAUUUUUAGAACAUGACCGUUCACACAAAUCUGAGAAAUAGACUGCAGUGUUUAUAUCUCCCCAAGAGGUCUGACAGGAAUUGGGCUAAUAUGUGUUGCCCCAUGUUUAGCCAUGGGAUCUGUGAGAGAUCAAUAUGGUGGUUCUGGUGUUCUACACCCCCAGACAGACUGUACAUGUAUGAACAUAAUGACAUGUUAACGAUUCAUCACCCUUGAUCAAUGUAGUUCAAUUAAAUGAUUAGUGAUGAGGAUGUAAUCCAUCUUGAGUUAAAUCAGAUCAACCGUCCCCCAGAACACAUUGACUUACCUGUAACUACUGGUCAUUUAUUCGCCAGGAAGUCAAUAAUAGUCCAACCUUCAAAAUUGCUCUCAGAAAUGCUCACCAUGGCGAUGCAUGCUCAGUGCUGACAUCAUGCAUGUAGCAUGGGGAUCGGGAAUGGAGUGUGAGGAGAGGGGGUUGGGGGAGGGCUGCUCUGCAGGGGCCUGUGGGAUGGCUAGCCUUUAAUGCUUGUUGUCACCAGUGUGACACAUAUAUAAAACAGCUGUCUUACUAGCUUUUUAAACAUUUGUAACAAUAGAAGAAUCCAAUUUAAAGUCCAGUGUUUGCUUGUUUAAGAAAUAAAUCAAAUAAAUGUAUCGAUUAGCUUCUCAUACUCACAUGCAUGGUUCUACAUAGUUGAGGUAAUGAACGAUGCGAUUACCGACCUGUCUAGGAACAGACGUCCACAGGAAGUGGUCAAGAUGGCAGAACAUUCAGACACAUCUAUAUCUGAAAGAUUCUGUGGAAUAUACUUCUGCAAUGUCUAGACACUGCAUGUCAACCAAAGCUGAUGGGACUAUACUGAUAGGAGAGUCAACUGAAGGAAUACGUGGACAGACACUUCUACAACAUCAAGAGACUAUGAGUUGGGACUCCGCUUAGCAUUCAGGGUAUACUAAUUAUAUAGGCUCUGACUGUCGUUCUCUGGUUAACAACAAACAGAACCCCCCCCAUUCUCCUCAUCAUGUUCUCCUUCCUUCGUCCUGCUGUUAUCAUUUCAGUCUAAAACGCUGGUCAUGUAGGGCAAAAGUCAAAUCACACCCUAUUCACCAUGUAGUGCACUACUUUAGACAAAAUUAGUACACUCUACUGGGAAAAGGUUGUCAUUUGAGACAAAGCCAUAGUAGGACUCUUGAAGCAAAAUGAGCGCUUUUCAUUUAAAGUUUCUAAUUAUUUUAUGAAAUGUGAGGAUAUGUUUUAAAAAAGCUCUUACUUAUUUAUAAGAAUGGUGGUGAAUGUGUUUUUUUUCCUUCCCUAAAAAGUAUGUGUGUGAUUACUUUUUCUGUACCCUCACAGACAAAGCCUGAAUUCUUAAAGUGACAAGUUUAAGCCCAAACUCCAUCCUCUUGGAUAGUUAGACAGGAGAUGAACCAGAACAGUUGGAACCUCUUUUAUGUUACAGAACAGCAAGCAAUGCCUCCAUAACCCUGCCUGGCUUAACCUUGUAUACACUUAGAAAAAAGGGUUAUUCGGCUGUCCCCAUAGGAACACCCUUUUUGGUUCCAGGUUCCAUCCUUUUUGGUUCCUCUUUUGAAAGGGUUCUACAUGGAACCAAAAGUGUUCUUACCUGAAACCAAAAAGGGUUCUUCAAAGGGUUCUUUUAUGGGGACAGCCGAAAAAACACUUUUAGGUCCUAGAUGGCAUCAUUUUUUCUAAGCGUGUACAUGUUCAUAAAUACUCUCUGCAUAAUAUCCUCUUAAGCUAUGCUGAACUGCUGAAUAUACACCAACCAGUCAGUCAGUUUGAGAAAAAAAAACCCCGAUGCUGGAACAAACUGUUGAAUUGACAUACUAUGCAUUGUUCCCUGUGUGGACGAACUAUGAAACAUAACUGAGGAUAACCAGAUUCAUUUUUGGAGCGUCGAUCUGCGCUUAUCAUCUCCGAUGUGAUAUUAAUUAAUUACAGCGGUCAAUUUUUAACUGCUUGUGAGACUUGCAAUAAUUGUCUCUCUGUAGCCACCUGAUGCUAUUGUAAUCCAUUAUCAGUCUACUUAAAGGAGAAAACUGUGAACUGUCUGCAUAUGAAAAGUAUUACCAAAAUGUUCCAAGAUGGAGUUGAAACUAGAAGUUGAGCUCAUCCACACGGAGUCUCCGUGGCCUUGUCACCGUGCUUGUCAAAACGACUCCACUCUCACUACACCCUGAAGUAACAGAGGGGAUCCCUUGGACGUUGUCUUACCUGCUGUAGAGUUGUCUUUGUGAAACAGACAGUCUCAACACGUCUUUUGUAUAUUUUAUUUCAUUUUAUCUGGUCAAAUGACACUGGAUUGUUGUUUAGGCACUUGCUUGUGGUGAUAGGCAGCGACGAUAUUGUUAGAAGUGUGUGGUGUCGCUAUAUUGGACACACACCUCUCAAAAUGAUGACUUGCUAUAUAGACAAUAAGAAAGAAGUUGCCCUUGUAAAGCUGAUGUGCUGUUUUUUAAGGGUGGGAGUCAUAUUGUAUGCAAAUGACCAUAAAUACUUCUAUGUGUGCAUAUAAUUACAAAUAUACCGGAAGAGUGGGAUGAAGUUGUGCUGAUUUCAUAAUAGAGGAUUAACAAAUGUUCUAUGUCUAGACUGCAGACCACUUGUGCGGUCUUAUACAGUGCAAUGGUUAUACUGAUGAUGGGUGCCUUACUGUUGGAUUCACCGCCACUGGAAACCAUGUAAUUGAUUAUUUUGUCUACAUGUGAUCUACUGACAUUUCAGCCAUCCACUCUCCAUGUGGUGAGGUCUCGCCUCUUCCGGAGCCCUGGAUGACAUCACCUUUACUGUCAAAGGUGUGGGCCGUUUGCAGUCUCUUUACCUGCUCAUUAAUGUCCCAUAUAAGGAUUGGGCAAUACUUAUGAUAAGCUAUGAUACUCGUUCAGUGGUAGGAAUAAUAAGAAUUGGAACUAAAAUCCAUUGAAGAGCAGAAAGAUUACAAACACAAGGCCUAAUAGGACAGAACAACUAUGAUUGGCUGAUUCCAUAGACUCGCGUGAAGUACUAUCCGUUCCACUCUUCCUCUUCCAUCCUUCAAUUCACCUCAACCUUUUGCUCUUCAUUCCCCAAGUGUGUGGUGGUGUGUGUUUGCUGUAUUUGCAUUCAAUUUAAAUGGAAAACAUACAUCAAUAAAUGUCUCAUUGCGAUUCA
Oncorhynchus gorbuscha (pink salmon) is the source of this 8455-nucleotide messenger RNA. Its product is annotated as band 4.1-like protein 1. The record is from RefSeq and is a predicted model, not a curated record. The transcript is spliced from 26 exons. Lineage: Eukaryota; Metazoa; Chordata; Actinopteri; Salmoniformes; Salmonidae. Gene Ontology annotation, biological process: cortical actin cytoskeleton organization. Gene Ontology annotation, molecular function: actin binding; structural molecule activity. Bases 243 to 5012 code for a protein of 1589 amino acids. Gene Ontology annotation, cellular component: plasma membrane; cytoskeleton.